Phanerochaete carnosa HHB-10118-sp is the source of this 720-nucleotide messenger RNA. RefSeq lists its product as uncharacterized. Gene Ontology annotation, biological process: microtubule organizing center organization; establishment of mitotic spindle orientation; nuclear migration. Gene Ontology annotation, molecular function: dynein complex binding; microtubule plus-end binding. The record is from RefSeq and is a predicted model, not a curated record. The transcript is spliced from 3 exons. Lineage: Eukaryota; Fungi; Basidiomycota; Agaricomycetes; Polyporales; Phanerochaetaceae. The annotation marks the transcript as partial. Gene Ontology annotation, cellular component: cytoplasmic microtubule; nuclear envelope; kinetochore.
CUCUCCAGUCAUUCCAACAGCGUUUUCUCUGUCAAAUACUCUCCAGACGGCGCUCGCAUAGCUUCUGCUGCUUCCGACAGAACAGUCAAGAUUUGGGACGCAGUGUCCGGUGUGCUCAUCCGCACCCUGGAAGGGCACACGGACGACGUGAACUGCGCAGUCUUCACACCCGAUGGCAGCCUCAUCGUAUCUGGCUCCAGGGAUCGUUCCCUCAAGAUCUGGGACGUGGACACAGGUGUCUGUUUGGAAACCCUGGCCGCAAACAAUGACUGGGUUAGUUCCAUUGCGGUGUCUCGGGACGGUCGAGACGUGCUCGCCUGCGCCGCAGAUAAAACUGUCCUCGUCUGGGACUUUGCUCGCGGCGAGAUUCGACAAGCACUCUCUGGUCACACCAAGGAUGUCACGAGUGUCGCUUAUAACCACGACGGGACUCGCAUCGCGUCUGGCUCGAGGGAUGGCACUGUCCGGCUGUGGGACCCCAUUCGCAAAUUUACGGAUCGUGUCCGCUCCGUCGCCUUCUCGCUGGACGGCAGACGUAUUGCAACGGGCUCCGACGAUACGACUGUCGUCAUUUGGGAUGUUGCCACCGGAGCAUUCCUGGCGACGUGUAGGGGCCAUAACGGCGCGGUUCAUUCCAUCGCCUUCUCUCCAAGUGGAGAGCGUGUUGCAUUCGGAGGCUAUGACGAUCUCGUUCUGGUGUGGAAUGUAGAGGGAGGGGAA